AUGGCUGCUGAGUGCCUGCUCCCCUGGCCCCAGGAGGUGGUGACCUUCAAGGAUGUGGCCGUGGACUUCUCCAUGGAGGAGUGGGAGCUGCUGGACCCUGGUCAGAGGAAGCUCUACAAAGAUGUGAUGCUAGAGACCUGUGGGAACCUGGCCUCUUGGUAUCUUUGCACCUGGAGCAAGGAGAAGCCAUGUGGAUGGUGGGGAAAGGAACUCUGCGAGCUUCAUGUUCAGGACUCGGUGGUCUUCGAGGAUGUGGCUGUUAACUUCACCCUGGAGGAGUGGGCUUUGCUGGAUUCUGCUCAGAAGGAGCUCUACAGAGACGUGAUGCUGGAGACCUUCAGAAACCUAGCCUCAGUGGAUGAUAAGACUCAAUGUAAGGCCAAUGGGUCAGUUUCUCAGCAGGAUAUUUAUGGGAAUAAAAUGUCCAAAGAACAUGAAAUAUCAAAGUUCACUGGAAAUGAUUCCUGGCCCUUUGUCUUAGGAAAAAUUUGGGAAGAACUCAGCAUUGAAGAUCAGUACACAUACCAGAGUAGACCCCCAAGAAAUCAUGUGGUGGAAAGACUCCAUGAAAGUCAUGAUCAAUGUAAGGAAGGCUUCAGUCAGAUUCCAGAUCUUAACCUGUACCAGAAAAUACUCACUGGAGUAAAACGGUAUGAAUACAGUCCAUACAAAAAAGCCUUCAUGUAUCGUUCACUCAAGAAUCACAGCACUGCUUGUACUGGACAUAAACCGUAUCAAUGUCAGGAAUGUGGGCAGGCCUACAGUUGUGAUUCACACCUAAGGACGCAUGUGAGAAUCCAUAAUGGAGAAAGGCCCUUUGUGUGUAAAUUAUGUGGAAAAACCUUUCCGCGUACUUCUUCCCUCAACCGGCAUAUCAGGAUUCAUACUGCUGAGAAAACCUAUGAAUGUCAGCAAUGUGGGAAAACCUUCAUUGAUUUUUCAAGUCUUACUAGUCAUGUGAGAACUCAUACUGGAGAGAAACCAUAUCAAUGUAAGGAGUGUGGGAAAGCUUUCAGCUACUCCUCAACUUUUCGAAGACACAUGAUAACACACACUGGAGAGAAGCCCUAUAAGUGUAUGGAAUGUGGGGAAGCUUUCAGCUACUCCUCAACUUUUCGAAGACACAUGAUAUCACAUACCGGGGAGACACCACAUAAAUGUAAGGAAUGUGGGGAAGCCUUCAGUUAUUCCUCAGCUUUUCGAAGGCACAUGAUAACACAUACGGGAGAGAAGCCCUAUGAUUGUAAACAGUGUGGGAAAACCUUCAUUUAUCUCCAGUCCUUUCGAAGGCAUGAAAGGAUUCACACUGGAGAGAAACCUUAUGAAUGUAAGCAAUGUGGAAAAACCUUCAUCUAUCCCCAGUCAUUUCGAAGACAUGAAAGGACGCAUGGCGGAGAAAAACUCUAUGAAUGUGACCAGUGUGGAAAAGCAUUCAGCCACCCAUCCUCCUUUCAAGGACACAUGAGGGUGCACACUGGAGAGAAACCUUACAAGUGCAGUCAGUGUGGGAAAACUUUCAACUGGCCCAUAUCCUUACGAAAACACUUGCGAACUCACACUAAAGAGAAACCCAAUGAAUGUAAACAGUGUGGAAAAGCCUUCAAUUUAUCUGCUUGCUUUCGAGAGCAUGUGAGAAUGCAUCCUGGAGACAAGUCUUAUGAAUGCAAGCUAUGUGGGAAAGCCUUCUACUGUCACCUCUCCUUACAGAAACACAUGAGAAGGCACACCGCUGAGAAGCUUUAUGAAUGUGAGCAAUGCCAGAAAGCUUUCAGUUGGCCUGAACUUUUGCAGCAGCAUGUGAGAACGCAUACUGCAGAGAAACCUUACGAAUGCAAGGAAUGUGGUAAAGUUUUCAAGUGGCCCUCAUCCCUACCAAUACAUAUGAGAAUGCACACUGGAGAGAAACCAUACGAAUGUAAGCAGUGUGAGAAGGCCUUCAGUUGUUCCUCAUCCUUAAGAAGACAUGCAAGGAUACAUACUGUGGAGAAACACUACAUAUGUAAUGGGGAAAAUCCUCCUGCAAAUGGAUUCAUGCACAGUGCUUCAGAAAAUUCACAUGAGGAGAGAAAUCUUAUAAAAGUUGCAAAUCUGGUAUUGCCUUUAUGA
Molecule: messenger RNA, 2106 nt
Organism: Budorcas taxicolor (takin)
Lineage: Eukaryota; Metazoa; Chordata; Mammalia; Artiodactyla; Bovidae
Product: zinc finger protein 555-like
Exons: 6
Coding region: 1-2106 (701 amino acids)
Biological process (GO): regulation of transcription by RNA polymerase II
Cellular component (GO): nucleus
Molecular function (GO): RNA polymerase II transcription regulatory region sequence-specific DNA binding; DNA-binding transcription factor activity, RNA polymerase II-specific
Source: RefSeq, a predicted model, not a curated record